Fulmarus glacialis (Northern fulmar) is the source of this 750-nucleotide messenger RNA. Its product is annotated as glutathione reductase, mitochondrial-like. Gene Ontology annotation, biological process: cellular response to oxidative stress; cell redox homeostasis; glutathione metabolic process. The annotation marks the transcript as partial. Gene Ontology annotation, cellular component: mitochondrion; cytosol. The transcript has 8 exons. NCBI's taxonomy places the organism in Eukaryota, Metazoa, Chordata, Aves, Procellariiformes, Procellariidae. The record is from RefSeq and is a predicted model, not a curated record. Gene Ontology annotation, molecular function: glutathione-disulfide reductase (NADPH) activity; flavin adenine dinucleotide binding.
GUCAACGUCGGGUGCGUGCCAAAGAAGGUGAUGUGGAACGCGGCGGUCCACGCGGAGUUUGUCCACGAUCACGCCGACUACGGCUUCGAAACGCCCGGCGUCAAGUUCAACUGGCGAACGAUUAAAGAAAAGCGCGACGCUUACGUGAGGCGCCUGAAUGAGAUCUAUGAGAAUAACGUAAAGAAGGCUCACAUCGACAUCAUUCGGGGCUAUGGCAAGUUCACCGCCGAUCCCCAGCCUACCGUGGAAGUGGAUGGGAAAAAGUACACAGCUCCUCACAUCCUUAUAGCCACGGGUGGGCGCCCGACCGUCCCACCCGACAGCGAAAUUCCCGGUGCCAGCCUGGGAAUGACCAGCGACGGCUUCUUCGACCUGGAGGAGCUGCCCAGGCGCCGCGUUAUUGUCGGGGGCGGGCACAGGGAGAUGCCGGUGGAGGGGGCUGCCAGGGGGUGCCUUCGCCUGCAGACCCUCAUCUGACGGGGCUGGUGGGUCCCUGCCCAGGUCCUGAGGACCUUCGACUCCAUGAUCAGCUCGAACUGCACUCAGGAGCUGGAGAACACCGGGGUGGAUGUCUGGAAGCACACGCAGGUCAAGACGGUCACCAAGUCCUCUUGCGGGCUGCUGGAUGUGACCGUGACCUCCUCGGUGCCUGGCCGCAAGCCAACGGAGGGAGUCAUCCGGGACAUUGACUGCCUGCUGUGGGCCGUGGGGCGGGAGCCCAACACCGAGGAGCUGUGCCUGGACCGAGUG